AUGCGAAUCCUUCUUAUUUUAUCCCUUUUGCUGGGAGUGCAGGGCUCCCCUGUGCUCAGCGCCUCCACUAGCAAUCAAUGGCUGAUCACGGCCAACACGUCUAUAUUCUGGCCCACGUCCACUGAUUACUUCUACGGGCCCACCGACGGUCCUGGGGCUUCGAUCGUGACUUGCAAUGCCGAGUGGAUUGAAUAUGACGCUCGCUCCAGCGAGCUGAGAUCUCUGGGUCCGACGGCCACGACGACGUCCUUCGGCUCUUACCCCAGUAGCUCCGGCGCCUGUCGCACCUCCAGAUCAGCUGAACGUUGGUCCGACACACAUACCGGGCCCUUGACAACCCUGUGCGAUGGGUUUCCGCGCGCCUUGGGCGCGCGCGAGACGGCCACGGGCUACUAUCCCGGCACCGGACCCUGCAGCUCGUUCGACGUCACCUACAGCGAAAAGAGUACGCUGUAUCGAUCCCCUUCCCCCGUGCCAACCUGCACUCUGCAAGAAGAGGACUGCGUGGCCAUCUGGGAGACGUACAGUAGUAGCUCCAGUGCCUGGCGCGAAUCCGUCAGCACGUCGAGCACCGGCGACACGCGCAGCCCCAUCCCGCCGUGGUCUUGCCCGACGCCGGCGAGGGAGUAUCCCGAAGAAAAUCCCUGUUCGGCCUGCCAUUUCCUGCCCGACACGGCUACUGUCUUCUACUGGCCGGUCGAGACGGCCGGUGGCGACCUGUGCCUGCAGAACGGGACCACGAUCGAGGCCACGCGCACUGCGCCUCCGGCCGCCAACACGGCGGUGGUGGACGGCCACACGAUGGAGUCACCCAGCGUGUACAUCUCCUUCACCUCGAUCUAUGCCUGGAGCAACCGGCGAGGGCACCCGGGCCAUCAGUGCGGCGAAUAUCACUCGAACGAAUUGAUCGCGGUGCACCCUACGGACGUGGUGUCGAUGCGCGGACAUCGCAACGCCAAAUAUCCUGCCAUCGGUGAAGAAUAUCCCUUCAACUUCGCCGAAUUUGUGCCGCAGACGCUUGGCGAGUACACACAGACGGUUGUGCCCUGGCCGCAGUACCGCGGCGGCUCGCAGUGUCCCCUGGCCGACGGCAACACCUGCACGAUGGUGCGCGACGACUACGUGCCCUGGAUGCAGCUGCCGGAGGCAGUGCGCCAGAUCGAUCCGUCGUGGAGCGUCUGUCAUCGCAGCUGGUACAUUCCGCCGGUGACCCUGGUGCCUCUGGUUGACGGCACCGCCAGCUGGACUCCGGCGCCGCCAGAUCCCACGGACUUUCUGGACUUGCAGAUGCAAGCCGUGCCCCAUUCAGCCGUGGCUAUGGCGACGCCGACUCCGACCAGCGAGAAAGGGUGGUAG
Messenger RNA from Aspergillus melleus, 1356 nucleotides. RefSeq lists its product as uncharacterized. NCBI's taxonomy places the organism in Eukaryota, Fungi, Ascomycota, Eurotiomycetes, Eurotiales, Aspergillaceae. The coding region runs from base 1 to 1356 and encodes 451 amino acids. The transcript is spliced from 2 exons. The record is from RefSeq and is a predicted model, not a curated record.